GUCGUCAUUCGCACAUUGCUUCUGCUUGUGAGCUCUAGCUAAACAAGAUUUUCAACUUGUACAGAAAUGCUAUCUGCUUUUGUAAUUUUUCCAUAUGUUGCCUGAGAAAAGCAGAAACGGAGAAAAUACUUGAUUUACUCUGAACUGUUUGCAUGUAUCACCAGUGUCAAACAUAUCUCUACGAAUAGAGAAAACUUUGUUUGCGAAUUGUAUAAAUGACAGAGGUUUCAUUGCAGUGAAGAAAUUUGUUUAUUAUUUAGUUGGAUGUAAUAUAUGUAUUGGAAAAAAGCUGAAAGUGUGAUUUUAUAAAUAAUUCUAGCUCUUACAAAAACCUGCAAAGCAACUAGUGAAUUGCGAUAGUGAGUUGGUGGUAAAAAUAAAUUUCUAUACCCUUAUCACUUGGUGUCUGUUCAUCGGUUUUCACUGAUAGUAUAGCUGUCGUUCAUAGUCGAUAAGAUUUGAAGGCGCCUAGUAUAACCAGGAAACCAAUCAUGCAUUCUAUGAUGAUAAAGGGUAAUAUUCUCACGGAACAAUUCCAAGAGGCGUCCAAAUCACCAGCCGAAAUGCGUGAUAUUGCAGCCAGAAUUUGUCGCGAUUAUCUGACUGGUGCGUGGAAGACCAUUCCAGCAGAGGAACUCCAAAUGAAGCGAAUCAGCGGAGGACUUUCGAAUUUUCUUUAUUACGUCAGCCUUCCGGAGCACUAUAAGAGUGACUCGCCGAGAACGUCGUUUUCCAGUAACAGUUCCAAGCGGCCACGAAAAGACAGCUACUCGACCAUGUUGGAACCGAAGGAGGUCCUCCUUCGUAUUUACGGACAAACUCAUGGCGAACACGCUCUAGAAACAAUGCUAACUGAAUCGGUUGUAUUCACGCUCCUAAGCGAGCGGAAGCUGGGACCAAAACUUCACGGUAUCUUCCCUGGGGGUAGAAUCGAACAGUAUAUUCCUGCGCGUGCUCUGACGACUGCAGAAUUAAGCGAUCCAAAGAUAUCGUUGAAAAUAGCAGAAAAAAUGGCUGCCGUUCACAGUUUGGAUAUUCCAGUAUCUAAGGAACCAGUUUGGUUGUGGAAUACGAUGCAUCGCUGGUUGAAGAGUGUUGAAGCGACGCAGAACGAUUUCAGAAAGGAUCAAGUCAACGGAAAUAAACACAUUGCGGGUGCCGACAUUAUAACUCAACUAGAUUUACGCGCGGAAGUUGAGUGGCUCAAAUCGCUAGUUGAUUCCGAGGAACAUCCAGUUGUUUUUUCUCACAAUGAUCUACAGGAAGGUAAUAUUCUACUGAGGGAAGAAUUCCCCCAAUCUCCUGUGAUGGGUAGUUUCUGCACGCUGGACCAAUUCGACGAAUCCGCGCAGUUAGACUCACACUUUAGCUCAAUUCUAAUUUCCAAUUCCACUAGCAGCAAAACUGGUUCGAAUAGUAAUAAGGUGAAUGGCGCUGCCUUGACUAGUGGUGACUUUGCGACUGGCGCCGCUGAUUGUGAUAUAAAUUCAAGGAAACGUUCAUUGGAUGAAAACUUUGAAAAUGAGCUUGACAACACGAGAGACUCGGUACUUAGCGGCACUUCACAAGCACUGUCGGAACAGCCAUGUGAUGGUGAGCCGCAAUUGAUGGUUAUUGACUUCGAAUAUUGUGCCUACAACUACCGGGGAUUUGAUUUGGCUAAUCAUUUUCUCGAGUGGACUUUCGACUACACUAACUCAGAAUCGCCUUACUUCUACCACAAACCGGAGCAGUAUCCAACUAAAGAGCAACAGGAUAAGUUUACAGCAGUAUAUUUAGAGCACCUCAUCGGCGAAGAACAUGUUUCAACUGAUGCGGAAAUAGCAAAGAUACGCCGUGAAGUACAGUGUUUCACCAUGGCUUCUCACCUGUUUUGGAGUCUCUGGUCAAUUGUAAAUGUGUAUCAGGAGAUUGAGUUCGGCUACUGGGAAUACGCUAUUUGUCGACUGAAUCAAUACGUUCGCCAUAAGAAACUGUACUCCGAGCUGAUCAGCAAUUCAGGAAAUUUGCCGGACAUGGACAAAUGAAACUCUAUGGAGCCUUAAUGAGAAGCUCAACCUACAUUUCUACACAUCUCCUUGCGUACUUAAUGGCCACCUGUUAAAUUUACUGCAAACGAAACGAAUAUUGGCGUGCGCGAAUAGAAAGGCUGGUCUGGUAGAAUGAAUGAUAAUAACCGUCUGCCGAUUAAUUCCAGUGUGGUAAAGAGAUGAGUCACAGUCACAACAACAGUGGAACCGAAUUGAAACUAGUUUUUUGUCACAUGGGUAACAGGGAAAAAUAAUAGUGAUGAUUGCCUCGUCUUGUCAUAGGUGGAAGGUAUUACUGCUAUAUUUUGCAAACACUGUGUUAAACGACCAAAGCAACGAGUCAUGACUAAGUGUACCAGUAUUAGUGACUAAUUAAUGAUCAUUGAAAGCUCUAAGAUAUCGUAUAACAAUGUAACUUUAUACCUGUGUCGAUGAUUUAAAUUUAAAAUAUUUCCAGUGUGAAGUGCUGUUUUGAAAAUUUCAUAUAGGUAUCAACUUUCCCAUAGCUACUUGAGUUAUUUCUCUCUCCUGCGGUAUGAUUUAUAUUAGCGAUUUCUAUUUAGUUUAUAUUGUGAUAAGAAUUUAGAUGUAAAUGAGUUUUUGUAAAACCAGAGACUUCUGAAAAUGGAAAUGAAAGUAUGACUGAUCGUAGUUAGGUUUAGAAUGAAUUUGAAUGUAGGCUUCGUAAAAGAGCCCGAACGACCCUUAGAGAUGGGCGACGUAUCCAUUAAAUGUUAUAGUACCUAUAAUUGAUUCAAUAAAUCUCGUUCUUAUAAAUUUUGUAGUGACUAUGAGACUAGACCCAAACAUAUCGGCCAUUCGACCUUAAAACUUAUUGUUAAUGUAAUGAAACAUUGUGAGAGAUUAUAGGAAAACGAUGUGAUGGAACAACAGUGAAAGCCAAAAGUGUAAUCAAAUUAAUAAAUCAAUACAUCAGAUUUAUAUUGGAAUGUACCAAAUGCCGAUUCGAUUUAUGAUAAUGGAUGUCAACAUAAUUCGCAGUUUGUUUUUAUUUUACCAACUUCAUAAAUAAAUACACUAUCGUAUUUCGGAAAGCAAAACUAUCUAUCAAAAUUAUUUUGUUUAACUAUUCGGAAGUUGCGCAGAACACUGAGUGUACAUCGUUAUGGAAAUCAGGCGAAGUCUUCUUAGAGCUUCAGGCGGUCGCCUAAAUAUAAAUAAUAACGCCCCUACCGGAAGUUAAUUUAGCUUUCAUUUGAUUCUUUAUUGUAAAACAAAUAUAUUUAAUUUUUUCCAACGAUAAUUCAUAUGGAUAUUAUUGAUUAACUUUCCAAAACCAUAUUUCAAUUACUAAGAUCGGGUUUGGAAACUUUUUGAUAACCCACCAAAAUCAGAUGAAACCAGUAUGUGAACGACGAAUUGAAGUUCAUUCCUUUAACAGAAACGUUUAUUUAUGUUGCGGAUCCUAAGAUUAUAUAUAGUUUUUUUGUAAAUCAUUUUAGCGGUUGAUGUGAAUAGGCAGAGAAAGUAAAUAAAAGUUUAUUUUAUGUGAAAUUUAUGUUUAUUUUUUAAAAUGUAAGUCUGUGAACUAGCUAUGCUUUUGAUUAUAUCAUAUCGAAAAGGCGGCCCAAUCAAAUCAUAAUCUGAUGAUAUUUCUAAUAUACUAAUAAAUUUAGUGCUCCAAUUAACAUAAAUUAUUAUAAGCGAUUUUAUAUAUUGCAAUUAUCUUAAUAAACGUGCAUCAGUAUAAUUCGGAAAAA
Molecule: messenger RNA, 3751 nt
Organism: Topomyia yanbarensis
Lineage: Eukaryota; Metazoa; Arthropoda; Insecta; Diptera; Culicidae
Product: choline/ethanolamine kinase
Exons: 9
Coding region: 492-2027 (511 amino acids)
Biological process (GO): CDP-choline pathway; phosphatidylethanolamine biosynthetic process
Cellular component (GO): cytoplasm
Molecular function (GO): ethanolamine kinase activity; choline kinase activity
Source: RefSeq, a predicted model, not a curated record